Aureobasidium musti is the source of this 5253-nucleotide messenger RNA. The record is from the annotation of a GenBank genome assembly. NCBI's taxonomy places the organism in Eukaryota, Fungi, Ascomycota, Dothideomycetes, Dothideales, Saccotheciaceae.
AUGGCAGGAUCCAUCGACUAUGCGCGCCUGCGCGAACAGACCAUGGGCUCUGGUCUGGAUGAAGAGGCGGUUACGGUCAAUACUCGAGCCUUGAUCGACAAGGUCUUGGCUAGAUACUCUGGAGAAUGGACGACUCUGCGUGAGCUCAUUCAGAAUGCUGCGGAUGCUCGAGCCACAAAGGUCACAAUCAAGUUCGAAACCCUACCCUCACCGAAUGUCCCUGUACCGCCCGCUAGCGACCCUUCCGCCCAACUCAAGCACGUUUUGACCAACCACACCCUCCAGCGGCUGCUGGUAUCAAACAAUGGCCAGUCAUUUGCUGAGACGGAUUGGCAACGGUUAAAGAGAAUCGCAGAGGGAAACCCAGAUGAGACAAAGAUUGGUGCCUUCGGUGUUGGCUUCUACAGUGUCUUUGCCGACUGCGAGAAUCCCUUCGUCAGCUCAGGCGAUCAGACUAUGGCAUUCUACUGGAAAGGCAACAGCUUGUUCACCAGAAGGGGCAAACUACCAAAGGAACAGGCCACAGGCGAAACUGCUUUUGUCCUCGAUUACCGCAACACAACCUCUCCUGUGCCCAACCUAAUAUCCAUCUGCCAGUUCCUUGCCACCAGUCUGACCUUUGUUGGCCUUCAAUCCAUUGAGCUGUGGGUUGACCAGUGGAACAUGAUCACGCUCAACAAGAAGAUGGCCCCAUCUGCUGAUGUUAGUAUCCCACACGAUCUUAAUCCCAAGACAAAGGAAGGACUCAUGAAGAUUGUUGGUGUGGAGUAUCAAAAUGCUCAGAUUGACGCAAAAUGGUGUAAUGUCAUCGGUUGGACUCGUGUAGCUGGUGCUCAGCAACAACUGCAGGCAACCUCCUCAGAAACGCCGACCCAGUCUCUACGGGGCUUUUUCAGCCGCUUUACAGCAGCUGCCACCGGCCCUAGUGCAGCCGCCAAACGUGCUGCAAAGGAAGAAGAAGCCGUUCAAAGAGCCAUAUCUGAAGAUCUUGCAGGCACAAGUACAGCUUCCGUCUUUNUGCGAAUCAGCACUGUCAAUGUGCAAACUUACGUCAACAAGACUCUAGCUGCUGAACUCGAACGUGCUACCAAGAAGCCUCCACCGAAGCAUACAAGAAUUGCCAUUUUGACAUCUUCGUACGAGGAGAGCUCCGUUUCUAUGGCAACUCUUUCAGGCUCAUCUUCUGGCAAGGCUUCUGAAAUCUUUGCUUCCGUACUUCCUAGUAAGAAUGGACGUGUUUUCAUCGGGUUUCCUACUGCUCAGACCACUGGUCUUCUCGCGCACAUUUCCGCACCUUCUGUCAUUCCUACGGUCGAACGAGAGAGCAUCGAUCUGAACGCUCGCUGGGUCCGCACCUGGAACACAGAAAUGCUACGAGUCGCCGGUAUAGCAUGCCGUGUUGCCUAUACAGGCGAUAUGGCUGAGCUCAAGAACAAGCUAGAGCAUCAGAUGAAGACUUCAGGCAACAAGAAGAUUCAGAAAGAGGAUAUUGAAGCUGUCAUGGCUUCUGCUAUCCACACUUUCAAGCAAUACACUUUCUCAGAGUCUACACCAUCUGCACAGGUUGGUGCUAUCAUCGAGGAAGCAUUCUGGACAUGCAAUCAGAAAGGUUCCAUCAACCUUNUGUCCACUCGUGGUGUGCUUCCUAGCUUCGAAGUUCGUGUUGCAACCGAAGAUCUUAGCUUUGUAGACGGCAUUCCUGUGGUACCGAACGAGAUUAUGGAGAAAGCCUCAGUCUUCAUGCGUAGUCUCAAAGAGUACGGGCUGUUAUCUGAUAUCACUACUCAUGAUAUCAAGAAAGAGCUAGAAGCCCGAGCUUUGGAAGAGAAACAAUUGUCCGAGCUGAUCAAAUGGGCAGCUGGCAAGUUGAGUAGAAACGAGCUAGAUGUUUCCGCUCUUCACUCACUCUUCGAUGGCACCGUUGCUACAAUCGCCGAGGAACACGCUAGCACGUAUCCCGGUCCGGUCUUACUUUUGGGCAGCAUCGACUCAUUUCCCAAUCCCAACAAGAUCCCUGCUGACCUUCCCGCACCACCUACAACCAUUCCUUUCCGCUUCGUCAAGAACAUCCCCAAGAAUCAGCUUGAAGCAUUCGGCUGGACUGAAUCACAGAUCGUGCCUUGGCUACGUUACAUCAUCGAGAAGGAUGGUGCUGGCCUCUCUGCUGAACAAAGCAUUACCAAAUCGCCGCAAUUUUCUGGACAGGUGCUUGCUGUGAUCUCUAAGUCCUGGGAUGGCCUCAGUCAAUCCUCUAAGGGUACUGUUGUGCAGCUUCUUGAGCCAAGAACAGUCAUACCCACCAAGCUUGGAAUGCGCAAACCAUCUCAGUCAUACUUUGCCUCUGUGAGACUCUUCGAUGAUCUGCCCACCGUUCAUGGCCUUCAAGGUGUGAAGGAGAAAUUCCUCGUGCCCCUUGGCGUCCGUAAAACUGUUGAGUUGUCUGUGGUCUUUGACAGACUCAUGGCCAAGUCUUCUGGUGCUGCUGAAGGCAAGUGGAGUCAUGUUGAUUUGAUCAAAUACCUCGUCAGUGUCCAGAAUGACAUCCCAAGCGAAGACUACGAAAAGCUGCGUAAGACGCCAAUCUGUCCUGCGGAGAUUCAAAGUGAUUCGAAAGUCACCGACAGCAAGCUCUACAAGGUGUCAGACCUCUAUGCGCCACUGCCUGUCUUAAGAGAGCUCGGCGUGCCAGUUCUACAAUGGCCUCGAGAGUUAACAAAAGACAGUCCGGAGGCCAAGUUCCUAAGCAUCCUAGGUCUCAAAGCGUACCCUGCUGUUCAAGACCUGAUACCAAUCAUGACAACUGCAGCCGCUGCAGACGACUCCAGAUUGUAUGAGAAAACCCUUCAAUACUUCAUCACCAACCAUUACGCCAACGGAUAUCGCAAUUUCCCAAUUGAUCGAGUCACAAUGCCUUUUCUGCCGCUUCGAGAUGGAGAUUUGAAGAAGCUGGCACCACCAUCCAAGUGUUUCGCGAAUGGCAAAUCUGCUAUCCUUGGAUUUCCGAUCAUUCGAGACGAUCUGCAGAAGCAUGCUGCCUUGCUCGGCGUAGCCCAAGACCCUCCCAUCGACGUUUGUGCUGAGAAGCUUAUCAAGAGUCCACCCAAAAAUCGUGCGGAUGCUAAGAACGUCUUCGGCUACUUUGCAGGUCGGCUCAACGAGAUUCGUACUGCUGGCAACCUUGCUGAAAAGCUGGGAGAAUCACGCAUCGUCCCGAUCGUCAGUUCUGGCUCAAGCUACGAGAAGAACGAAAACGUUCGUUACACUGCUCCUAAAGCUUGUUUCCUGGGAGACAGCGCGACCUAUGGCGAGAUCUUCGACUUUAUCGACUUCGGUUCUGAGGCCAAUUCUUUUCUACUAAAAAUCGGGUCAAAGCAUGAACCCAGCGCUCCCGAGCUUGCGGGUAUGCUCGUUCGUGAACCCUCACGCCUGUUGAGUACUCUUGGUCAAGAGAAGUAUCUGAGCCUUUUGCGUCGUAUAGCAGACAACGCAAGUGGUCUGAAGAACGACAAAAUGCUUUGGGCUGCACUAAAACGCGCUCCCUGUUUGCUUGCUGUCAAGGNNGAGAUUGCGCCUGCGGCUAGCAAAGUCACAGAGGAUGAGCAAGAUUACCUUGAGGACAACGAAGCAGCUAUCAAGGAGUGGCAUCUUGCUGUGCCCUCGAGUAUAAUCCUUGUCGAUGAUUUUUACAGCUACCGCCUUUUCAAAGAGAGAUUGCUUGCUGGACCUCAAGAGGAAAUACUCGAGAACUUGUAUGCUGGUCUAGGAGCUACCUGGAUUAGUACUCUGAUCGAAGACGAUCAACGCAUGGGUGGACUUCUUCCUGAUCAAUCUAGUGCAGCUAAACUUCAGAAUCUCAUUGUUGAGCGUUGUCGUUUGUUCUUGCACGAUCACACUGCAGAGGUGAUUCGACACGACUCCAAGUGGCUUGAAGGAGUGUUGGCAGUCAAGGUUGUCAGCUCAUUGACUCUGACCAAGACGUUGCGCGGCUACAACGCGACAUACAAAGAGAAGAGAACAGCUGCCUUACACAGAGACACAAAGAAGGAUGCUACACUGUAUGUGACUGCUCGUCCUGACUUCUACGAAGUCGCUCGUGCGAUCAUGUCUCUUNUGCUCAAAAGACCAAAACAACAAGACUUCCUCGCUUUGGAGAUGAUCUUGGACAGUGACCUGCGUCGUUUGAAGACGAAGGGCUAUAAUGUAGACCGUAUCCUACGCCAAAAGGCCGCUGAGAACCGUUUGGCCGAGAACAAACGACAACAGCAAAUUGAAGAGGAGCAGAAGAGAAUUGCAGAGCGUGAGGCUGAAUGGAACGCACAACAACAGUCAAGAGCCAUUGAUAUACCUCAAGCCACUCCUGAGAAACCCAAACCAGUCCCUGGUGCCUUCGAAGCUUCCCNNCCUGAGAACAACGUCGCGCAGCGUCCCAAANAGGGCACUGGGUUCUUCUCCAACCUUCAGAGACAGCUUGGAUUCGAAACGGGUCCAAACGAGCGAGAAGUUCAGCAGCAGCAAGGUCAGAAGCAGUUGCAAAACACGCCUCACGCAGAAGCAGGGCCUUCCGAUGCCCCGCCACCAUAUUCGGAGACACCUGGUCAAGUCGUGAAGAAGUCUACGGUUAGCCAGCAACCUGAAAAGAUCACUCCACCUCAUCAGAUUACUCAAAAUCUGAUCUCUGCAGUGAACUCUUCACGUGCGCACGAUUCAUCUGCACUGUUCUCUCCACCUACAGAAAACACAGUCAAAGAGACACCGUCCUACUGUGAUUCUACACCUGGUCAAGACCUCACGUUCAUCGGCAACACUUCUGCAGGUGUCAAGAUCUUCCUUGCUAACGCAAUUCCUGCGUCAUUGAGGGCCACUUUCUUGCAAGCUCAUGCAGCACAGCUGAAUGCAUUCGCCGCUCUGUUGCUCGAUGUCGGCAAUGUCUUCCUUCUUCGACCACAAUCCUUGCAUAUCUACUACAACGAAUCUGGUAGCAGCAUCGCUUUCAAUCGUCAAGGCUCUAUCUUCUGCAACCUACGCUACUUCCUGCAGCUGCAUUGGCAGAACUAUGGCACUGCUGGAGGAGUGGGUAAGCAAGCAGCGGCGGUGUAUUGGUUUGUCACGUUGUGUCACGAGUUGGCGCAUAAUCUGGUUUCCGAGCAUAGUCAACAGCACGAGUUUUAUACGGAGAGCUUUGUGACCGAGUACUUUGGCAAGAUGAUGGGCAAGUGUGGGCAGUAUGCUAAUGAAGCUGCCACGCAGGGGUAA